AUGGCUAGGAACCCGACCAACCUGACCCAGCUUGAGGCCUACGCCAAGGAAGAAUGGGCCAACAUCCCGCAGGAGACGUGCAGGAAGCUUGUGGACACUUACAGGAAUCGUCUAGGAGCAGUCAAACCAGUGCAGAUUAAUGCACCCCUUGUGUAUGGCCUGUUAGCCAUUGGCUUUUCAUUUUGCAUUAGUUUCUUGCAGUCCGGAAUCUUACAGUUUACCCUAAGUAUGGUCGGAUUGAUCUCUGGCGGUGUCCUUGGUGUCUUUAUCUUAGGUGUAUUCGCCCAUCGUUGUAAUGCUAAGGGGGCUAUUGCUGGGUUCAUGGCCAGUGUGAUCGUCUUGGUGUGGAUCAAGACAGGGUCCGUUCUAUACCCCUCAUCAAGGGGCCAACUGCAUUUAUCGGUUGAAGGUUGCCCAGUACCCAAUGUCACAUACACGACCUACACCAGCCCAACCACAGAAUGGACGGCGGGAACACUCCCCGGGUCGACCAUGGAACCAGGGUCUGAGAACCUGCCAGCUAUCAUCAACUUGUAUCAUAUAUCAUUCCAAUAUUAUGGAGCUAUCGGAACCAUAGUGUGUAUCAUCACAGCAAUGAUCGUCAGUUAUAUAACAGGUUUUCAGGAUCCUGAUUUGAUUGAUAAUCGUCUAAAGUAUCACCUGACAGACGCCCUCUUCUGUUGUUUCCCCGAAAGUCUCAAACGUCACAUGCGCUGCAGUUCUGAAAAGAUCAAAUACCAAGAGGACGAUGAUAAAGACAUAGUGAUCGUCCAGAAAGAGAUGAAAGAGGUCAACGUCAAUGCAUUCCUCAAUGAUCAUGUUGAUGAUCAGGACAUCGAUUACAAUGGCAUCAACGUGCACGCUAAACCACUCGAAGAUAGCAAUGAUGUCAUCGAGACAGAGAAAGGAAGCUCAAUGCCAUGAUAAAAUUAGCGGCAGACGUGAGGAUUCUUUCACUAAAACUCUUGGCAGUGAUUGCCACAAUUAGGUCGAUCAUAACAUAAUUCAUACCUAUUUUCUAUAUGCCUCUUUGUAAGAGUGGCCUACGUAACAUGCACGUCAGCACAUUUGUGCUUUAUGAAGUAAUAUGUAUAAAAGACUAUAUUCUAUUUCAACAAAGGUUCAUAUUUGAUGCUUCUUCUGUAACACACUUGUAUUUUGUGGUCAUUACUUAAGCCACGGCUACAAAGGUUCGUACGAACGAUGUAUUCGUAUGAAUCUCACCGUCCGUACGAAUUCUGGAGUUCGUAGACAUUCGUAGAUCAUGUAGAUGGGCCAUAGAUCAUGUAGAUUCCCACGGCCUUUUUACGAAUUAACGUACGA
This is a messenger RNA of Lytechinus variegatus (green sea urchin), 1323 nucleotides long. Its product is annotated as sodium-coupled monocarboxylate transporter 1-like. Gene Ontology annotation, molecular function: symporter activity. Lineage: Eukaryota; Metazoa; Echinodermata; Echinoidea; Temnopleuroida; Toxopneustidae. The record is from RefSeq and is a predicted model, not a curated record. Gene Ontology annotation, cellular component: membrane. Gene Ontology annotation, biological process: sodium ion transport; transmembrane transport. The coding region runs from base 1 to 924 and encodes 307 amino acids. The transcript is spliced from 8 exons.